This is a messenger RNA of Gavia stellata (red-throated loon), 1600 nucleotides long. Its product is annotated as globoside alpha-1,3-N-acetylgalactosaminyltransferase 1 (FORS blood group). Gene Ontology annotation, biological process: carbohydrate metabolic process. The transcript has 8 exons. The coding region runs from base 144 to 1175 and encodes 343 amino acids. NCBI's taxonomy places the organism in Eukaryota, Metazoa, Chordata, Aves, Gaviiformes, Gaviidae. Gene Ontology annotation, molecular function: globoside alpha-N-acetylgalactosaminyltransferase activity. Gene Ontology annotation, cellular component: Golgi apparatus; vesicle; membrane. The record is from RefSeq and is a predicted model, not a curated record.
UAGUUCUGUAUUCACUAACGGGCCCGUGGUUCACGCUGUGGGAACCUUUACUUCCCUGUGAACAGAAAAGGGAUUAAUUUGAAACUUUUAAGAUUGAAAGCUGCUGGGAGUAAGAAGUUGCCCUUCCUUCUACUCUAGAAGAAAUGAUUUCCAGGAAAGUGUUGGGGUCUCUUACCUGUUUCGUUGUUGUUACCGUGUUUAUCUGGAUUACAGUUGGGAAUGGAAAAGUGCACUACCUCCCAUAUUACCUUCCUUGCCCGGAAAUCUUCUCCAUGAAACUCCAAUACACAGAAAAGAAACUAAUCCAGCUUUUCCCCCAAUUAUUUUAUCAGCAGCCAAGAGUGCUGGCUCCAAAGCGUCAGGAUGUGCUGACAGUCACACCGUGGCUGGCCCCCAUUAUCUGGGAAGGAACCUUCAAUUCUGAGAUCCUAGACAGUGCCUACAGGCCACUGAAUCUCACCAUAGGAGUGACAGCCUUUGCCAUUGGAAAAUACACAAGGUUUGUGGGCCGCUUCUUGGAGUCAGCAGAGAAACAUUUCAUGAAAGGCUAUCGGGUGAACUAUUAUAUCUUCACUGACAACCCUGAGCCAAUUCCCAAUGUCCAGCUGCAACCUGGACGAAGGUUUGCCAUCGUCCCCAUCAAGAAAUACCCCAGCUGGCAAGAGAUCUCCAUGCGCAGGAUGGAGGCCAUAAACAAGCACAUAGCGGAGACGAGCCAUCAGGAGGUGGACUACCUCUUCUGCCUGGACAUCGACAUGGUGUUCUACAAUGCCUGGGGGCCUGAGACCCUGGGUGAUAUGGUAGCAGCCAUACAUCCUGGCUAUUUCAAUGUCCCUCGAAGCCAGUUCCCUUAUGAGAGGAGGAGCUCUUCAGCAGCCUACAUCCCUGAUGGAGAGGGGGACUUCUACUACGGAGGAGCCGUGUUUGGAGGGCUGGUCAAGAAAGUCUAUGAGUUCACCAAGACUUGCCACAUGACAAUCCUGACGGACAAAGCCAAUGGGAUCAUGGCAGCCUGGCAGGAAGAAAGCCAUCUCAACAGGCACUUCCUCUCCCACAAACCCUCCAAGGUGCUUUCUCCAGAGUAUUUAUGGGAUGACAGGAAGCCAAAGCCCCCUGAAAUUCACCUCAUACGUUUUUCCGCAGUGGAUAAGAACUACAAAGAGGUACGAGAUUGACCAUCUGAUCCCUGCAGAGAUGUCCUCCACACAAUCAAACCCACUGAAUAUUAGGUCCCACAGAACAUGCCCCAUCAUGAAUUUUUGUUCCCAGUGUGAACAAACUGAGAAAGGAACACGUGGAUAGUUUCUCUGGAGAACAGGAGUCUUAAUGCAUUUCAGAAGCAGCAGCCAAAGUGGAGGUGAGAAUCAAAACGUUUCCAGGUUCCUAAUCUUUGUAAAUACAAGCAUUCCACUUGAGGCUGCAGCACACAAAAGCCAUCCAAAAGGCCAAUUAUCAAAUGCAAGGCUGUCCUUAUAGCAAGGCUGCAGAUGCCUUUGCCUGAGUGUUUUCCUGAGGCCUAGCAGAAACUUAGCAGGAUCAAAAUGGUAUUUGACGUUCCUGUGGAGGAGAAGACCUAGAGUUUUAGUAAAGACCUUUUCAC